Molecule: messenger RNA, 4070 nt
Organism: Castor canadensis (American beaver)
Lineage: Eukaryota; Metazoa; Chordata; Mammalia; Rodentia; Castoridae
Gene: Def8
Product: differentially expressed in FDCP 8 homolog
Source: RefSeq, a predicted model, not a curated record
UACAUUGUAGCGAUGGCGGCCGGACCGGUUACAAUGUAGCGGUGGCAGCGGUCAGGUGGGAUGCUAUGGAAUAUGAUGAGAAGCUGGCCCGGUUCCGGCAGGGCCACCUCAACCCAUUCAACAAGCAGCUUGGGCGAAGACAGCAUGAAAAGGGACCCAGUGAGGAAGCCCAGGACACUACUUCUGAAGAGACCCUGCCUGAGCUGCCCCCUGGGGAGCCUGAGUUCCACUGCUCUGAGCGUGUGAUGGAUCUCGGCCUGUCUGAGGACCACUUCUCUCGUCCUGUAGGUCUUUUCCUGGCUUCUGAUAUCCAGCAGCUGCGGCAGGCGAUUGAGGACUGCAAGCAGGUGAUUCUGGAGUUGCCAGAGCAGUCAGAGAAGCAGAAAGAUGCUGUGGUGAGGCUCAUCCACCUGCGGCUAAAGCUUCAGGAGCUGAAGGACCCUAAUGAGGAUGAGCCCAACAUUCGGGUCCUCCUUGAGCACCGCUUCUACAAGGAAAAAAGCAAGAGUGUAAAGCAAACCUGUGACAAGUGCAGUACCAUCAUCUGGGGCCUUAUUCAGACCUGGUACACAUGCACAGGAUGUUAUUACCGUUGCCACAGCAAGUGCCUGAACCUCAUCUCCAAGCCCUGUGUGAGCUCCAAAGUCAGCCACCAGGCAGAAUAUGAGCUGAACAUCUGCCCCGAGACAGGGCUGGACAGCCAGGACUAUCGCUGUGCCGAGUGUCGGGCACCCAUCUCUCUGCGGGGUGUGCCCAGUGAGGCUCGACAGUGUGACUAUACUGGUCAGUACUAUUGCAGCCACUGCCACUGGAACGACCUGGCUGUCAUCCCUGCACGCGUUGUGCACAACUGGGACUUCGAGCCGCGCAAGGUUUCUCGAUGCAGCAUGCGCUACUUGGCACUGAUGGUGUCACGCCCUGUGCUCCGACUCCGGGAGAUCAACCCCCUGCUGUUCAACUAUGUGGAGGAGCUGGUGGAGAUCCGGAAGCUGCGCCAGGAUAUCCUGCUCAUGAAGCCGUACUUCAUCACCUGCAAGGAGGCCAUGGAGGCACGACUCCUGCUGCAGCUCCAGGACCGGCAGCAUUUUGUGGAGAACGAUGAGAUGUACUCCAUUCAGGACCUCCUGGAUGUGCACAUGGGACGCCUUGGAUGCUCGCUCACUGAGAUACACACACUCUUUGCCAAGCACAUCAAGCUGGAUUGUGAGCGGUGCCAGGCCAAGGGUUUCGUGUGUGAGCUCUGCAGAGAAGGCGAUGUGCUGUUCCCAUUUGAUAGCCACACGUCUGUGUGCACUGACUGCUCAGCUGUUUUCCACAGGGACUGCUACUAUGAUAACUCAACCACGUGCCCAAAGUGUGCCCGGCUCAACUUGAGGAAGCAGUCACUCUUCCAGGAGCCUGGUCUGGAUAUGGAUGCCUAAAAGCGCUGGGGGAAGGAGUACCAGGCACUGCGGCUGCCCAUCUGCUUCCCACCCUGCUGGCAUUGCCAAAGUUAGCUCUGGAGACCCCUGGGGUGCAUCCCUGGGCAUCUUCACUAGGUCUGGGCCAGAAGGGGGUGAGCAGUACCCACUAGGAUCAUCAUUCUCCAGGUGCCAGCUGGGACUUGGAGUGGCUGUACCUGGCUGUUACCUGGGUAUGCUGCUGUGUGGGGUUGCAAUGUGGCACCUGCCCCCUCUCCCACUGUAGGACUCCUUAGACAGGAGAGCCUGAAUGUGACUCCUCCAUUUCCCCAUAGCAUAGAGCGCUCCAUGCUUCUGGAGUCAAGGCUUCUGGACCCUGGAGAUACCCCUGCUCCUGUCCAGGCCACUGUGGAAACUAGUCAGCCUGAAACCCUGAAAUGUAGCCAGUGAGACCUGAGGAUGCUGGCAGCAUAUAUCCAGCUUCUGGCCUGUGUUCUAUUUGCUGCCAUGGAUGGUUUGGGUUCUACCUACAGGCUUCCUUUCCUUCAUCUCUUUGGGGGCUUCUGGUUGUCCCUGACUGGGGCUAUUCACAGUAGUGUCCCAUGGACCUGCCCCAACCUCUUGAGGUUUUUAAUACUGCUUAGGCCAUCAGACCAGUGGUGUUCCCUGUACAAUAGGGAGGGGAGGGGGCCAUGGAGAUUUUCCCUUCUGGGUAUACCUACAACUGCUCCUGCCCUGGCCCAGCCCACCUCACCUCAUUCUGGUGCUUUGAGCCAAGGAAGCUGUCCUGGCCUCCAGGUGUGCAGCAGGGACUCUUUCUGGGGGGAGGCUCCUGGUUAGGCAAGGGGGUUGGUUGCAGUAGGCCUGGGUAGCAUUUCUUGGGACCAGAUUUGCCCCUGGACCUUUGUUCUGCUGCCACAGUGCCCAUGGAGGGCUCUGGAUGGCUUGGAGAUGACCAACUAAUGACUUCAUUUGGAGACCUGAGGUCAAGAGCUUGGAAUAUUUGUGUAAGGUAGCCCCAAGCAGGAGGCCUAGAUCCAUGCAGGAAGAUUUGGGCCUGGAAGGUGGAUAAGACCUACAGCUCUUCAGUGGGAGAGCCACACUCAGCCUCUGUGUUUGCACCUUAUGGGUCAUGAAGUUGAGGGUGUGUGUGUGUGCGCGCGUGUGUGUGUCUGUGUGCGUGUGUGUGGUGUGCGUGUGUGCGUGCGCGUGCGUGUGUGCAUAUGCGUGCGUGUGCGCGUAUGCGUGUGCGCAUAUGCGCGUGCGUGCGUGAGAGGGGAUGUCUCAGGAUAUGGCUUCUGUCUUUCAUCCCUGGGAAAUAGGAGUUGCUUGGAUCUGACCCUUUCCUCCUUGCCCCAGACUGCAUAUGGCUGUUGAUGCACGCAGAUGGUGGACAAAGGGCAGAGGGUGUGACUGCUUGGAUGUCCCUCACCUUUGAUCAUCUCAGCCAGCAGGAUGCAGUUUAGCUUGCCGGUCCAUUCAAGGGGUGGACAAACAUAGUACUUCCUUCUUGCCCCUCCAUACCAUCAGGUGGUUUUAAGGAAGGCUCUUGCUGUCUUUUCUGUCUCAGUUUCCCCAUUUGGAAAAUGGGAAGAGUGGUAUUGACCUACCUCAGGGUGGAACAGUGAGAAAUCCUUUAGGAGUGUGAUAGGGUCAGUGUUAGUUCCCAUCCUGCUUCCUUUUCCUCUUUGGGGCUGAAGCAGGGGGCUAAAGGACAAAUACCAUUUUCUUACACUCGUAAAUCUGUGCAUUUAUCACCACUGCAUCACAUUUCUGUCACGUGGAUAUUGGCCCUUCCCAAAUCUGUGUAAUCAACAUUAUUCCAGCGAUGUCACUAUGUCCACAGAAAGAACUAGUAGGCUGGCAUUUGUUGGACAAAGGGUUGGGUCCCUCUUUUAUAACUCACCCCAAACAUUCUCCUCUAACACCUCUUCUCUACCUGCCCUCUGGAUGACACAGACUUUAAGUAAAAUCAUGCAUUGGUCCUUCUAUGUGUCCACAGCAUAGUAGGAAGAACCUAACCCAUUUGCAUGGCCAGUACCUUAUAGAACAGCACAUCCAAAGGUAUCCCACAGCAAAGGACCAGGCUGGCCUGAGGGAGGCCCAGUCACAAUACCACUGUCUCUGUCUCAUUAAAUACAUGUUCUCUAGACUCGUGUGUGUUGAAUCUAGGACAAAGCAGAGUUAGUCAAAAUACAAGCCAAUUGUAGGUUUAGGAAAACCUUACAGCCUUCUCCAUCUAAUGGGCUUGAUUGUGAUCUGGUUUGGGGUGAAAUAACACUUACUGAUUGGUUGGGAGAAGUGCUUAUAUUGGUGUCAGACAGACCAAGGCCUGAGCCUGCUCUGAUACUGUGUAGAGGAGUUGUCUGAUUUCUUGGAGUCUCUAUUUUGAUAAGAUGGGAUGACCACUCAUGCUUCCUGGGGUCUCAGGGUUCCAGGAAGCAUUUAGCACUGUGCCUAUUAUGCAUAAAAUGCUCAGUAAGUAGAAGUUCUUUGGAGUCCUGUCAUUAAAAGGACUGUCACAUUAACUUAAGCAGUGUGAAAGCUGCCAGUCAUGUGAUCACAGAAGAGUCAGCAAGAGUCCCAUUCUAGCUCCAGGGGACAUCAUCUAUUUUCACUAGCUGAAUACAUGAAAAAGAGCCCUUGUUAUAGCUCUAGGCCAUUCCCCUU